Messenger RNA from Cuscuta epithymum, 1539 nucleotides. Lineage: Eukaryota; Viridiplantae; Streptophyta; Magnoliopsida; Solanales; Convolvulaceae. The record is from the annotation of a GenBank genome assembly.
CUGUUUCGAAACUUUUCCUACCAUCUCCAGUUCGCCACCCUAUCUUUUCCUUGUCUCAAGAGUCCCCUGGGAAUAUGGUAUCUUUUCUGUUCUUCCUUUUCUUUUCUGCAAAUAAAUUGAACAGGGCGACGAGAAUGGGAGGAAGAAAGGAAAGGUAAAUUAACCGCCGCUGCUAGGAGUGCUGAAGCGCCAACUAAGCCGCCGCUGCCGCAGCUAACUAGCGCCGAGAAACUACUACUGCCGCUAAUGAACACUUACAAAGCUACCAGCGUCGCUAGUGAGAGCUAUCGAAGCCACCACCACCCUUUGCUACCUCUUUCGUUUAGCCACCAGUCCCACGUACCACCCAAGAUGGAGAUAAAGAUAGCAAAGAGGAAGACGAUGCCAUCACUUAUAAACAUGUUGAAGACGGAGAGAAUGGUGAUGAUCUAAAUGAACGGGUUGAACUCGAAAAUGAUUUAACUAUAGAUGACGGGCAACAAGGAUCAAAUUCUAUAAAAAAAGAAAAAAACAAGAGGUCCUACGGAAUUGGAGUUGAUGGAAAUUCCUUUGUUAUGUCGCUAGAAAGAUCGACAUGGUAGUUCAAUAAUGUGUGGAAGAGCUGUUACCAAUAAAGACAUUGCUAAGGCAAAAGAGACUGAUCAGUCUUAUUCAAUGACUAAUCAUAUGGAUGCAAUUAUGAACACUUUGAAGGAGUUUGAAGAGGAAAACAAGAAAAAGAAUCUUGAAAUAGAACAAAUGCGCAAGGAACGCGAGAUUGAGAAACGGAUCCGCCAAGUUGAGAAGAUAAUCCAGUAUUGGCAUUGGCUUCACGUACGAAGGAAUCAUUUUCAAACUUCUUCAGAUUCAACAACUUGGGGAUCUUAUAGUACUCUGAAGGUGGUCUGGCAGGUAUUUCAGAGACUUCAUUCAAUUAAUGUCCGAUCAGCAUGGAGAACCAGCGUGCAUAUGGGAGGUGUCUGAACUUCUUUGGAGAAUCCCUAACAACAUUUUGUUCAAUGAUCUCAAACCAGAUGAGUUAAGCCCAGUUAUAAUUCUUCCCAAAGGUCACUUUGUGGAUCAAAUGGAGCAUGUGAACAUUGCAAUGAUCAUGACCAGAAUGUUUGGGAGAUGCGCAUUUGUUCAUAACAAAAAAAAAGUUCUCAAUGGUAGAGGGAUUUUGCUCUAUAAGUGGGUAAGCUGGGUGAGGGGUGAAAGAUGGCCCAUGCAGAGCAUGUCCUAGAGCAAGUCUUUUUCUAUGGGGAAAGGGUUGGAUGGUACGUUUGGUUAUAUGGAUAGGAAUAAUGGCUUAUUUGGAUUAUAGUGUUGGUUUGGCUGCAUCAGCUACAUAAUUAGUCGUACCCCAUAAUUGGCAUAGAUAAAUAUUGGGAACUUGAGCUGAAUUAUUCAAAGCUGGCCAAAGUGAAUGUCCUUUCAAUAUUGAGAUGGUGAUGGGAUCUUGGCAUUUGAAAGCUUCGGGGUCCAAUAGAUAAUUAUUUUCUUUCAGACCUGCCUUUGGAUGGACCGCCUCUUCAGAUAAUAGUGCCAUUGUAAUCUGAG